AUGUCGCGUAUUAUGCUUCAUGAAAUAAUACUGGGAUUGAUGAAGGUCGUCAAAAAGCUACUAUUAGACUUCCUGGUGGUUCUCGAACAAGCCGACACUCUUGGGAUUACCACGCAAGAGCUGAUCCCAGAGGGCUUUUAUGAGGCAACGCCGGAAUUCAUUCUUGAAUCUUUUCAAAGACAUACAGAAGAGAAUCCUGAUGGAAAGAAGGUGACUAUCCAGCAGAAGCUUGGGCUGAACAAAUACACGUCCCCAUACCAAAUUUAUCAUGAUAUCAAGAUUGCAUCCAGCGAAGAAAUUGUCAAGUAUGAUGUUGGUUCUGGAAACUACAAGAUUGUCGAUUACUUUUUCAAGUUCACCACUGAGCUUUUGAUUAGAGAGACUGGUCGUUUGGGCCUCCGAGUCUUCAACGAUGACGAAGAAGCUAUUAAAGAUGACCCAGAGGAUGUUCUCAAUGUUCUACGUGAAGACUUUGACAAGAUCUCUCAGAACUACGAUGUUGCCAACGGUGAGACCGUUGUUUUCAUGAAUAAGGUCGAAGAGCCUCCACUUCCUUCCUACCACAGCUUGUACUCAGCGCAGCCACCAGCUGAGCCUAAGAUUAAAACUCAGCCAUUGUUUUCCAGUUUGACUGGCAAGUCGGCUCUCGACACCAGAAAUACUAUUGUCCCUGAUCCUUAUCUGUUAGCAAAGGUGGUUGGUUCGACCAAAACAAUUCCAAGCAACUCGGAAACUUUGAGAAGCUUUGGAAACCCACUUACUAAACCGCCAGGUCCAGGUCAGCUCGGCGGCCAAGUUUUGGAUAGUUUCUUCCAUCCAAACUGGUACACUGUGGAAGCUCCAAAAUGGUUGGUGUAUAAGCAGAGAGCUUUGAAACCUCCAGUGGAAUCCACGUUGGUCAAGGAAACUUUCGACAAUGAGUUGCGUACUUUUGAGAAAAACUCAAAUACCAUUAGGUCAUUUGGCCCUGCAACAGAUCUGAGGAAUUCUGUGCUUAGUUCUGAUCUUCGGAACGCUGUGUGGUACAACCAUUUUGGUGCCAAGUUGAUAGAGGAUAUCAAAAAUAAGUACAACGGUCAUGUUCCUGAAACUGAGCCUCAAGAGCCAACUUCAAAGAGCACAAAAGUGGACGAAUCAAUGGAUGAAGAUUCGCUUGUCGAUGAUCACCCAGCUGAUGUAAAGGACAGUCCAAUCGAAAAACUGAACCCAGCUCCCAAGCUGGAUGUUAUAAAGCUCGAUAAUCUCGUGUAUUAUAGACCAGAAGAUGUGGCAGCGUUGGAGGAAUUAAAGCAGGUUAAAGACGAAAUAAAGGGCUCACCUGCUAAAGUGCAAAAGCUCAUAUCUCAGAGUCUUCUAAGGCUCAACAAAUUGCGUCAAGAAAGAUUCGCGAACCAAAACCAUACCAGAAAGAAUGUUCCAACGGUGGCAGAGGUUAUUCUUUACAAAAAAGUAACUAAGCUUCUCACAAUCCUUCUCCAAUCCAAAGCUGGCCAGGACCAGUCGUUUGCUCAUGAGGUCAGCAAACAUAUUCCUGUUCUUCUCAAUGAGACACCUGGUGUUUUGCCAGGACACAUGCCUUCAUCUACUUCCGCGAUCAACAAGACCGGCAGACUUGCAAGUAUCAGAGGACCAUACAAAAAGAAGAAGAGCUUUAUGUAA
Candidozyma haemuli is the source of this 1659-nucleotide messenger RNA. RefSeq lists its product as uncharacterized. The record is from RefSeq and is a predicted model, not a curated record. NCBI's taxonomy places the organism in Eukaryota, Fungi, Ascomycota, Pichiomycetes, Serinales, Metschnikowiaceae. The transcript has 2 exons. Bases 1 to 1659 code for a protein of 552 amino acids.